AUGCAGGGCCUCGGGGCUGCUGUUCCGUUGGGGGGUGGGGAGCUCGGGGCGGUAUACAAGGGGGACCCUCCGUGGUAUGCAGAGCAGACCCAGGCCGCAAACAGGGGCGACCAGCUAUGCAAAGAGCCUGUCUGGCCGAGGCCGGGCUUCAGCGCCGUAAAGCCCCGGCGCCCUGGCGUCCUCGAGCCACGGGUGGGCCUUCCCAGCCCAUGGCGCACUAACUCCUACUGGGGCCGACCCCGGCUAGCGGGCUCGGCCGCUUCCCGCUUCCAGGCUCUGCAUUGGCCUGGGACCGAGUCGACGUCGUGGGGGCCCGGGAGCCUGGGCGCCCCAAAUGCGGGGCUGCAGAGCCUAACGGGGCCCCGAGCUGCCCCUGGGUCCGGCGCUCCGGGGCUCGAAGCCGGCACCAUCUCUGCGCAGGCCCCCGCAGCCUCUUCUAAUGCGGGCACUGAGGCUGCGGGGGUGCAGCCGCCCCUGAGCGGCCAGGGUGAGUCCCCCGAGCUGCCUUUCCUCCCAGCAGACAGCUCGGGGUCUGGGAACCUGAACCAGGUCCUUCCGGCGCCCGCGGACGGCGAGAUGAAGGCCAAGGUCAUCCCUCUGCCUCGGCCUGAAAACAGCAUCGUGCCCCCGGGCCGCGCGCCGACCCUGGACAAACCGCGGCUAGAAGGCCCCCAAGCUCCGAUGUCUGUCUGGAAAGGGUUCCCUGGGGCCCCACUCAACAUUGACCGGCUUAAGAAUGCCAAGAUCGUGGUGCAGAGAGCCAUCAAGCAGAAGAAAGUCUUCAUGAUCCAGGGCCGCUACCCCGUGAUCCGAGGUAUCCUGCGCCGCCGGGGCUGGGUGGAGAAGAAGAUUCCCCAUUUAACAGCAGCACCAACAAUACAUCCCCCUAAAGGUUUUGACAGCUUUGGAUCUGGAGAUAAUGAUCUCCCUGAAGACUGCGAUGAAGAGGAUGAAGAAGAUGAUGAUGAAAGUCAACAGCCAGAUCCUGAAGAUAUAGAUGACAUUCAUGACCUUAUGUCCCGAAUGGUUCGAAAUGAGGUGCCCUAUUUCAUCUGGACCACCCGGAGGGAUAUGAUUGACUGCCGCUUCCUCUGCAAAGAGCAAAUGAUAAAUCAUUAUGCUAGGGCAGGCUCCUUCACCACUAAGGUUGGUCUGUGCCUCAACCUCCGGAACCUGCCCUGGUUUGAUGAGGCCAAUGCAGACUCCUUCUUCCCACGCUGCUACCGCCUGGGAGCCGAGGAUGAGAAACAGGCCUUCAUGGAGGACUUCUGGCUGACAGCCGCACGCAACGUUCUCAAGCUGGUGGUGAAGUCGUGGGACCCGAACUUGGAGAAUGACCAGACAAAAUCAUCCUCAACUUUGUUGGAAAAGACCCUGGCAGAAUCACCCCCAGACUCUCCAGGGGGUAGGCAGGAUAAAAAAACAGAACUCAAGCAGGUAUCGUCAAAGCUGAUUGAAGAUGCGCUACAGGCCUGUGAGGGUCACCUCAGAAGUUUGGCGCAUGAAGAUAUUGACAAGACCAUAGAGUCUCCAGGGUACCUGACCCAGGCUGAUUGGACUUUAUUUCUCCAGCGCUACUACCAAGUGGUCCAGGAGAGAUGGCCAGGAGUACAAGUAGUUUGUGUUGUUGUCCUGUUGCAGAAUCCAGACAGAAAUCACACCAUUAGUGAGGGGGCUGAACUAAAAAAGGUUGACUCUCAGAUCCAGCGUUGUGAAGACAUCCUUCAGCAGCUACGGGCAGUGGUGCCUCAAAUUGACAUGGAAGGAGACAGAAAUAUCUGGAUUGUGAAGCCUGGAGCCAAGUCUAGAGGUCGAGGCAUUAUGUGCAUGAACCACCUGGAAGAGAUGUUAAAGCUGGUGGAUUGUGACCCCAUGAUUGUAAAAGAUGGCAAGUGGGUGGUACAGAAGUAUAUUGAGCGACCUUUACUCAUCUUUGGCACCAAGUUCGACUUGAGGCAGUGGUUCCUAGUGACUGACUGGAACCCACUAACUGUCUGGUUCUACCGGGACAGUUAUAUCCGCUUUUCCACCCAGCCCUUCUCCCUGAGGAACCUGGACAGUUCUGUGCAUCUUUGCAACAACUCAAUCCAGAAGCACUUCGAGAAUUCUAACACUCGUCACCCCCUGCUGCCCCCCGACAACAUGUGGUGCAGCCAGAAGUUCCAGGCUCACCUGCAGGAGGUAGGGGCACCUGAGGCUUGGGCAGAUGUCAUGGUUCCAGGCAUGAAGGCUGCAGUCAUCCAUGUACUACAGACUUCUCAGGACACUGUGCAAUCCCGCAAAGGCAGCUUUGAGCUAUAUGGGGCUGACUUUGUAUUUGGGGAAGAUUUCCAUCCCUGGCUGAUAGAAAUCAAUGCCAGUCCAACUAUGGCACCUUCCACAGCUGUUACCACCCGACUCUGUGCUGGGGUGCUGGCUGAUACACUGCGUGUAGUCAUAGACCGUCGACAAGACCGAAACUGUGACACUGGUGCUUUUGAGCUUAUUUAUAAGCAGGCGGCUGUGAAGGUACCCCAUUAUGUGGGGAUCCGACUAAUGGUUGAAGGCUCCUCUAUGAAGAAGCCUGUGACGGUCCGAAGCCAAAGAGCACCAUCCCGUCUACUGGCACGUCAAUACCUUAGGGAGCCUAAGCAGGCUAAAGAGGCCAUGCGGAAGGAGGCUAAAGAGGCCAUGCCUGGGGAGGUUAAGGAUUCUGUGCCUGAAGAGGCUAAGGAUUCUGUGCCUGAGGAGGUUGAUUCCAUGCCUGUUGCUCUCAAGUCAUCAGGGCAUUUCCACCAUCACGGGAAAGCUUUUGGAGGCAGGAAGAACUUGGGACUCAUUGAAAAAACAGACUGCAUAAGCAUGGGAAAAAAGACAGUUAACACCAAACAAUCCACAGAAACUGUCCAGGCCAGCUUCCAGAAAUGGCACAUCCACAAUCCCAAGAUAACCCAGCUCUUCUGUGCAUCACCAGCAUCCAUUGUUAAUCGGGGAAGGCACCUUCACCCCAUGAACAAACCUCAGCUGCUUCUGAAGAAUUCUGUGUCUCUAGGUAGGGCAACAUCUUUGCUUAGGGCCCUCAGCCGACUUCCUCUUGCUCUUUGGCCUCUCCCCACUCCCUGUGGUCUGUCACCAGUGUGGCUAGAGGUUGGGGUCUCCCAGCAGAUGCUUGGCUGUGCAAGAAGAAAUCCUAUGGGCAUAAUGUAUGACUGUAAUGUAAUGAGACUGGUUUGUAAACAAAGGCAGGAGAAUGUAAAGAGCAUAGGACUUGGAGACCAAUGACCUAGGUGCAAGUCCUGGCUCUGUGACCGGCCUGCAGUCAGACCCUGGGCAGGUCUCAGAUCCUCUUUGGACCUGUUUCCUGACCACCAGCUUUAACAUUUCUUCCAGGUGGUCCAUGCACAUAAUAAAAUGGGAAUAGAAUGUGUCUUGCCCGUCUUAGAGGGUUGUGGUGAAGAUCCAAUAAGAUGAUGCCUGUAAAGCCCUAUGUGAAUUAUUGGCAAACAUAUCAGGACAUAGACCUUCAAAAGAGUAGUUUCUUACCCCUCACUUCCGUGAAAUCACUUUGGGAGGUUACACAUAAUAUUCUAACAAGGCGGCCAUUACUUAAAUUAUGUUGGGAACUCUUCUUUGGGAAUUGCCUUCAGAGCCAGGUUAUGAGCCACAUAAGAAAAUCAGUCUCUUUACUUUAUAGUCACAUCUCAUUUUUAAUCCAAAAUGGAUGGUAUUACCUAGCUUGAUCACCCACCUUCUUCACCAGACUUGGCUCCAAAAGGCUCUUGGCUGUUUCCAGAAAUCAAAGCCUUCCUCAAAGGAUGAAGAUUUACCACCUUUGAGGAUAUUCAAAAGAAUCUACCACAGGCCCUGAAUGCAAUUUCCAAAGAGUAGUUCCCACAGUGUGUUGAGUAAUGGCGUCUCGUUGGAAUAAGCGUAUAGCCUCCUAAGUGACUACUUUGAAGGGAACAACAUUCAUUUGGAUGCAUAAGUUCUGGUAUGUUUGCAGCCCCUGCCCUCCAGAGGGAGAGCAAACAGUAACACGCAAGAUAGUAUAUUAUAAAUACCAAAGGAGUAGUACAGACAAAAGUACAGGAGUCACUCCCUUAGGUUCUUUGUAGGGAACUAGGCUGGUCUAUUAAUAGACUUACUGGAUGUUAAGUUAGAAGGGACUUUAAAUCUCAUGUCACCUAGCCCAAGCCCUUCAUUUUACAGAUGAGGAAACUGAGGCCCAGAAUGGGGAUGGGAUUUGCCUAAGGUCACACUAUUUCUUAGCUUUAAAUCACCCUCAGGGCUCCAGAGUGGGUCUCAGAAACAUGAGUGCAUGUGUUAUUACACUCUAGGAUGGUUUGGAGGGAGAGAACUUAUCAGUCCACACACAAUCAGUGUGUUUCCAAGCAAAUUCUACUAGAGGAAGUAUGUGUGCUUGGGGCUCUCCUAUGGGGCUUCCUUUGCUUUCUCACAACUUACCACGUCCAAGCUGGGGCCUCCAGCGGACACUAGUCCAUCUGUGAAAACAGAACUGGAACCAGUGCUUCUAAUUCUCCUGCUUCUUCCUCUCCCACAGAGCCAGAGGGAUUACCCAGCUUCCUUAGUAAGCCUGUGCUGCCCAAUUCCCGCGUACUCAAACCUCGUACCUUCCUUCUCAGAUUGCAGCUCCC
This is a messenger RNA of Vombatus ursinus (common wombat), 4634 nucleotides long. RefSeq names its product tubulin monoglycylase TTLL3-like. The coding region runs from base 1 to 3261 and encodes 1086 amino acids. The record is from RefSeq and is a predicted model, not a curated record. Gene Ontology annotation, cellular component: cilium. Gene Ontology annotation, biological process: cilium assembly; cilium movement; protein modification process. The transcript has 13 exons. Lineage: Eukaryota; Metazoa; Chordata; Mammalia; Diprotodontia; Vombatidae.